Molecule: messenger RNA, 1026 nt
Organism: Ostreococcus tauri
Lineage: Eukaryota; Viridiplantae; Chlorophyta; Mamiellophyceae; Mamiellales; Bathycoccaceae
Product: unnamed product
Exons: 1
Coding region: 1-1026 (341 amino acids)
Biological process (GO): protein folding in endoplasmic reticulum
Cellular component (GO): cytoplasm; membrane
Source: RefSeq, a predicted model, not a curated record
AUGAUUGGCCAUCACGAGAAACAGCACUUUUGUACGCUCUCGCUUCUCCGAGUUCAUGGUAAAGAUGCUAAGGAGACGUUGAAGGAGGAAAUGGAACGAUUACAAGCUGAAGUGCAGGAGGUAGAGUCUUUGCUCAGUGAUAAUGAAGCCGACGAGGAGGUUGAAGAGGACGCGACGGUGGAUGUGAGUGUCGGCGAACACGAGACAAAGAAUGUCUCACAGACUGCAGACGAGACACGAGGAGGCAAUGGAACGGAUGCAGACGGGCGUGGGUACAAGAUAUCUGCGUCGCGAGCGAAUAUGAACGCCACCGGCGAUGGGACACAACGUGAAGCAUCUCUCAAAGAGAUUCCUGUCGAUGACACGGCGUCGGUGAACGCGUCGUCGGCAGAGGCUAAUGGCACAGAUACGGGUGCCGCGGUUUCAAACGUCACCGUACCCUCUACGGUGAACGUGACGAACGCUACGACUGUCGCGACAUCGAAGCCGAAUAUUCCUUCCACGAGCGAGUUGGCGAAAGGCGGCGGUGGCGGAGAUGCGAACGUUUUCAGAUUAUUGGCGCAAAAGAUGAAAGACUUAGAGCUCAAUCAGAGUCUAUUAUCCCGAUACGUUGAGUCUUUGAACGCUCGCUACGGAGAAACACUCGCCGACUUCAGUCGAGAAAUCGAUGCCAUCGAAGAAUCCGUCGCCAAUUCCACGGAGGAUCUUGACGAAGCAACGCGGCGAUCGAAAGCGAGUUCGAAGACGUGCGACGAAGCCGUCGCGCGCGUGAGCGAAACCUCUGAAAAGAUUGUCGCCGCAGCGGUGAACGAGCUCAACGCGUAUCGACGUGCGGUGAUAACGCGCGACACUGUACUUGCACUGGCGCUGGCGCUCACCGCCGGAGCGCUCGUCGCGUCGAAACGGUCCUCGGGUAUCAUGGAGCGUUUCCUGAGCGCAUGCUCCUCGUUCGCUUUGCUUGUCAUAGUUGUCGCUAACAUCGUUCUUAUCGUGCAGAAUUGGCUGAGAGAGAGCGCUAUAUUGUAA